Molecule: messenger RNA, 988 nt
Organism: Galendromus occidentalis (western predatory mite)
Lineage: Eukaryota; Metazoa; Arthropoda; Arachnida; Mesostigmata; Phytoseiidae
Gene: Lipt2
Product: Lipoyl(octanoyl) transferase 2
Exons: 3
Coding region: 272-946 (224 amino acids)
Biological process (GO): protein lipoylation
Molecular function (GO): lipoyl(octanoyl) transferase activity
Source: RefSeq, a predicted model, not a curated record
UGUUUACCACGUUCGGAAGGAGAGAUACCCCGGUAUCAGCAGCGACGAGUUCCGAUCUCCGACCCCGUCGGUCGCGGUGGACAUGCGCCAGGGUAAACUCAUUCGGGAGCAAGCGAGACGGCCGUUCCGAUGCGUCUGAUACAUGAUGCUUUUACGCCUCAUGUACAGAUUCGCUCGUAGCUCCGAGUUACAUUGAGCAUGCUCAAGUGAUUUUUCUGCUCGCGGGACCACUGCAAGCGGGACAGGAUUCUUGCGAAACUCCGAGGGGCCGAUGGAUUCACCGUGCAUUAAGCUCCUCCGGCUCGGUAGGAAGUCCUACACGGAUGCUUUGAGAAUUCAGGAUCAAAUCGCUUCCAAAUUGAAGAGUCAGCUAGAAUCAAAAUCCAAGCCAGAUAAUACACUCAUAUUCGUUGAGCAUGAGCCGGUGUAUACGAUCGGCAUCCGUACCAGCAACUACGAUGUCAAACAGCAGCAGCAACUCGAGAAAUUGGGGGCGAGCUUUGUACGCUCUGAUCGGGGCGGUCUCAUAACGUUCCACGGCCCGGGCCAACUCGUCGUCUACCCAAUCAUUCACCUCCAUUCGUUCCAAGUCGCGAGAACAGUACGUUCAUAUGUUUACCAACUCGAGCAGUCGAUCAUCAACACAUGCCGAAAGUUCGGCGUGGAAACCGAGCGCACUGCGGAUACGGGAGUUUGGCUCAAAGGUCGGGAUUUUAAAAUUGCGGCUAUCGGUAUUCAUUGCUCGAGAUAUGUCACGACGCACGGACUGGCUCUGAAUUGUGAUACGGAUCUCACAUGGUUUGAACAUAUAGUUCCAUGCGGCUUAGCAGGCAAAGGAGUCACGUCACUGAGUCGUGAGCUAGGCGCGAAGGUGUCGAUCGGGGACGUGGAGCCGGUCUAUGUGGAGGCCUUCGAACAAGUUUUUCGCUGUCGUGUUGAGAAGUGAUUGUACAUCACUCUAUGCAUCAAUCUAUCCUUAAUAAAUUCU